Molecule: messenger RNA, 3969 nt
Organism: Diaporthe batatas
Lineage: Eukaryota; Fungi; Ascomycota; Sordariomycetes; Diaporthales; Diaporthaceae
Exons: 8
Coding region: 238-3558 (1106 amino acids)
Molecular function (GO): ATP binding; ATP hydrolysis activity
Source: RefSeq, a predicted model, not a curated record
GCGUCCUUCCGAGAAAAGCCUGAAGUAUGCUGAUCGCUUGCGUUGCUUGUGAUCCUUCUCCAAUCCUCGGGCCUUCCGACGGCGGGGCGCAACUCUCCGCUCAGAGCCUCCUCUCGCAAACAGAAAAUUCGUCUUUCUGCCCCUUCCAGUACUUAUACACCGUCUAGGGAUUUCCCAACCAAUCUCACAGAAUCAUGAAGACCGGUCCUCGAACUAAACUAACUUAAACUAUUCAUCAUGGCGGAAAGCAUCUCGUCAGGCGGGACGGGUGGGACGUCGUCCAGUGUCCUACCCACAGCACAGACUAUGAGCCUCAUUGAGCCCUCGCAAUCCGAGCAAGGUGCUGGUGGAAAUUUCCCUCCCGCAGUGGAAUCCUCAAACAGCGAGGCCGAAUCAAAGCCUGGUCAACCCAAAAUGCCAAAGACCGCUAAUGUGACUGAUAGUCUCCUCGUUUCAGAGAGGCUGCCCGUCAAGUCCGCGCCUAACUUCGAUCUGAGGGGCGCUUUUACGAUCGAAGGGACGCAUCAUAACGACUUUCUAGAAUGGGUCGGUGCAGAAGCGAGUUCCACGGAGAUUUACAAUAUGUGGGUAUCGAAGCUUGGAAAAUACGCCGAUACUUACGACAAGAGCCCCGCGAGUGAACGUAACCCAAGAUUAGCACGGUCAUUCAUUGAUUAUGUGCGUGCAGUCGACGACAGGCUGGCCGCGAUUGAAUCUAAGGUCGGCAUCAACGCCCAGUCGAUCAAGGAGCCCGAGGAUACCCCGGGCAAGGGACAUACUGUCCAGACGACAUUUUAUGAUGCGUCCGCACAGCCACAGUCACAGGGUACAACCUCCGAUGAUGAUGAGAUAGGCUGGAACGAACAAGGCGCUUUCCUCUCACAAGUCGAUCCCAAGCACUGCCUCCGAGUCCUUUUCAACUGGGUUCAGCAAGCCUCUUCCGAUAACGCCUCUCCACGCAAUGAUGAGCAUCCUGACCCUAGGAGCAUCCAAAUUUCCGAAGUCAGGAUUCAUUCCGACCCGAUUAGCUCGUUCUUGGCAAAGCAGUUGGAUUACGACGUCCAUAAAGACGGCGUGGUCCAUUUCAAGCGCCCAUUCAGAUCCUUGAUCAGAAAUGUUGAUUCUGUAAAGAAACAACUCUCCCUCUUGGAGCAAGAGCAUGGGCACGCCGCAGAGACACACAGGUCUGCAUCGCUAGGAUCUCCGGCAGACAAGAAUUUCUCCGGCAUAGGUACUCCAGCAAACUCGAAAUCGAGCGACAAAGAUUCAGAUUUGAAGUCUACCAGACCGUCAUAUGAGCAGAGAGGCGCCCUGGGUGACUUCAGAGAGCUGGUGGCAUUUGUGGAUGAGUACCUUGGCGAAGAGAUCUCACUGUACAAGCAGUACUCCAAAGGCCAGAUGCCAACGAUUGCUUUCGAGAGACUGUGGAUGCUUUUCGACGUCGGAGAUCUGAUAUACUGUCCCUUCCAGAAGAGAGACGGAACACUGCCAACUGCGUAUAAUGGCAAUAGUCGCAACGGCAACACCAGCAUUCCACUUACAGUUCAUACGCCUCAAGCAUAUCGUGUGCUUGCGACCUCGGGAGGGAUUGGUGCGACCAAAAAAAGAAAGAGAUCUUCUGGUCUGCCAUACUCCGAGGGACAAUACUUCAUUGAGGGUCAAGAUUCCCAGAACGAACCAGGCGGCAUAGCCAUUUCCUCCAAAAGCGACAGAUAUACCGAGUUCUACGUCGAUUGCUACUUUGUUUAUUUCGAUGGGACAAGGUUCAGCCCGGGACAAACCUUUUUUGAGUUCAAGCCGUUUGAAGGAGACAUCAAGGUUUCGGAUCUCCUCGCGUAUCCCAUGCGGUAUAGAUCUGGCGAUGGGAACCGUUUAUUGGAUCUAGAACAGCGAGGCCGUCGGUUUCUGGAUCUUACAGUCGUGGACCACAGACAAUACGACGGUAUCACUCUUGGUAAAGACAAAGAAGACGUCAACAGCCCUGUCAUUAUCGAUUUCAAGAUGGGGCUCGAAUCCAACGAGGACUGGGACCCAAACUUUCCAUACAAUCCUAUGGUCAGUUGGAAGGAGCAACCAAGACAGAUCCUUGAAAUCCCUACGCGCUCAUGCUCACACGUUGACUGCCACAAAUCUGCCUGCCUGGAGGACGCCUACCCUGCCCAUCAGAGUGAGGCUUGCGAGAAGAAGAUGCGCAGCUUGACCAGUCAGCUUGAUGAGCUCGAGGUUCCGACUUCGAGAUCUGGACCUGGCCUUAAAUUGUUGGAAAGCCAGAUCGAAAAGCUGGAAUUGCUUGAUCUGCUUCCGGGUUAUGGCUUGGCAUACGUCUUGCGUGGUCGCAAAUGGGUCAAGGUAGACAUCAUGGCGCUUGGGCCGAUCGAAGAGGAGGAAGGCUGGGACGAUCUCGUUCUUCCACAGAGACACAAGAAUCUUGUCCAAGCAAUGGUACAAACCCAUGCUGCUGGAUCAAGGUCCGCAUCUGGGCAGGCACAUACGAAUCUUGAGGUUGACCUGGUGCGGGGAAAAGGCAAAGGCUGCAUUUUGUUGUUGCAUGGGGAGCCGGGCGUUGGCAAGACGAGUACCGCAGAAUGUGUCGCUCUCUAUACUAAGCGGCCUUUAUAUCCGAUCACUUGCGGGGAUAUCGGGACGGACCCGAAAGAAGUCGAACAGAACUUAGAGAAGCAUUUUACACUUGCCCACAAGUGGGGUUGCGUGUUGCUCCUUGACGAAGCCGACGUGUUCUUGGCGAAGAGAGACAAAUCCGAUGUUGCGAGGAAUGGUCUUGUAUCCGUAUUCCUCCGAAUCCUAGAGUAUUACUCUGGAAUUCUAUUCCUUACGACCAACCGUGUGGGUACCUUGGAUCCUGCGUUCAAGUCAAGGAUUCAUGUCACACUCUACUACCGCAAACUGAGCAAGAGGAGUGCCCUCAAGAUCUGGAAGACAAAUGUCAGAAGGCUAAAGAAGCUCAACGAUGACCGUGUUCUGCAAGGCCUCAAGUCAGUGGAGUUUGACGAGAAGAGCAUCAUCAAGUAUGCGGAGAAACACUUGGCAGACCUGAAGUGGAACGGCAGACAGAUCCGCAACGCAUUUCAAACUGCAAUAGCUCUGGCCGACUUCGAAGUGAGCGACUCCCCAGACAAAGUCCCGAUGAUGACCAAGAAGCACUUUGUCAAGCUUGGGAGAGCCGCUGCGGAGUUCGACGAAUAUUUGGAGUCAGUACACGGGAUGGACGAAGACAAGAUGGCAAGGAGACACGAGGAACGGGCCACAUUCACCCGGAAGCGUGGGAAGACUAGAUCGCGACGAGAUUCCGGGGACGACAGCGACUCGUCUGACGAAAGCGACUCGGACAGCUCCUCUGACAGCUCGAGCUCGGGGUCAUCGGACAGCGACUCGGAUGACUCCCGCGCGAAGUCUAAGAAGAAGAAGAAGUCAAAGGCAAAGCGUAGCAAGAGCAAGAGCAAGGACAAGAAGAAGCAGAAGCAGACAGACAAGGCGUCGGGCGGCAAGAGUACCAAGGGUGGGCAUACGAAGGAUGACACGACGGAUGAUGAAGAUUAAAUUCGGCGGCUCCCAGUGCCAAAGCAAACCAUGCCUCCAUUGGAAUUGAUCGCCUUUACAUAAUCUCUCUCAAUUGGCAAUAGCUUUCAUAAGCAUCCCCAAAAUCUCGAGAUCGUUCCGAGCAUCAGCUGGGGUUGUCUUGGGAAUAUUCCCUUCCGUGACCCAUUUGUACAUCUCCUGUAGUUCGAGCAAGAACGGGUCUUCGUAAGUUCGCCGGAUGGUGGAUUCCCGGUACGAUCCAUCCGGCAGGGUCUCUUUUACGAUCAUCGUCGUCGGCAGGCCCCUGACAAACGGGGUAUCGAUGCACACUUUGACAGUCUUUGUAUCGCCAAAAACCUCGAUUGAUGCAUCAAAUCUUGCCACCUGGUCGACACCAGACUCGUAUGCGACGGCAAAGCUGGGGUAUUGGAA